UCAAAAGAAUUACCCAAUUGAAAUGGCACGAAUAAUCACGUUUCUCUAGACUUAAUUUUAUAUAUUUGAUGACCAAGUACAGCAGCCUUUAACACUAUAUACCAACAUGAUUAAUCUUUUUCCACAAAACUGUAUUUACUUAUGAACAUAGCACAUAUAUUUACCACUUAAAAACCAACUAAAUGCACUUAUGGAUUAUGAAAUCGGCUAGGUAAUGAGCAAUAUGGGGCCUUGGUUGGUAAAACCCCAAAGCCAUUAAACUCCCGGAAAAUUAUCAAUGGCCUUUGAAUGUGUCGAAAUGCAGGCGACGGCGUGCAGUAAAUUAAACAAAUAAUAAACUAAGCGUUGAUAAAACGAGAGUCAAUAAAUAAAUACAGAGACCCCGACCCAGACAUUCUGGCCAGUGUAUGAGUCUUAAACUGGAAUCGUGCAACAGAAAAGCGAAGGAAAAUGAAUGGCUCGAAAGCAAUUAAGGAAACUGCAGUAUGUCAAAGGGAGACGAAGGCCUCUACAUAAUCGCCAAAACGUGCGGCAAUUACACGGUAGCUUGAGGAACUGAAUGCCAAACAUCUGCUGCUCCUCCCGUCGGCAUAGUCUUUGGUAUAAUUUGCACUCGGCCCAAAAGCAAAUUCAAUUAACCAACGAUGCGGACACGUGCCGAAUCCAAGACGAUGACGCCAUGUCGAUGCCACAAUCGCUGACUAUAAAAACACCAGCUAAAACAACAACAACCCCCAGUACUUCACAUCAAGAGCCCACUCAGACCUGAACUUCGACUAACUCAUUACGAGGAACAGCAGAUAUCUGGGUAUAUAUACAUAUUAUGGGCAAAUAAAAAGGCGAUCCAUUCAUAAAUUUCAUUCAACAUAAUGAAAAGAGCAGCGCUCUUCACAUGUUCAAUGCGAUACCCAUCCAGCUGUGAUAAGAUGACGCAAAACCAAGCCAUAAGUGCACUCGUCUGGCUACUUCUAUUGACCACACCAGUUAAAUCCGGUGAACCUUGGAUGGAUCACUUCGAGGACACCAGGGAAGAGUCUCCGCACGAUGAUGAUGCAAUCAUGGAAAGACGUUGGCAACUUGGCUAUGAGAACUAUCGACUUCGCUGCGAGAAAUUCGAGAUGGAGGCUGAUCAAACUCCGGCCGUGAGAACUCGAAUAGCUGGCGGAGAAUUGGCCACGCGCGGCAUGUUUCCGUAUCAAGUGGGUCUGGUGAUUCAGCUGAGUGGCGCAGAUCUGGUCAAGUGCGGUGGUUCCCUUAUCACUCCGCAGUUUGUUUUGACUGCAGCCCACUGCCUGACCGAUGCCAUAGCUGCCACCAUUUACACGGGUGCCAUCACAUUUGCCGAUUCGGAUGACUCCGUGGAGGUGAUACAAGUCACGCAUAGGGACUUCUUAGUUUAUCCCGAUUACUUGGGCUUUGGGGGAUACAAUGACUUGGCUUUGAUACGGCUGCCCAGGGGAGUGCGAACCUCGGAACAAGUGCAAACCAUUGAACUGGCUGGGGAGUUCAUGCAUCAGAACUUUCUGGUUGGCCAAGUGGUGACCCUAUCUGGCUGGGGUUACUUGGGCGACUCGGCCGAGAAAAGGACUCGACUGCUACAGUACUUGGAUGCGGAGGUGAUCGAUCAGGAGCGCUGCAUCUGCUACUUCCUGCCAGGAUUGGUGAGCCAGCGACGUCACCUGUGCACCGAUGGCAGCAAUGGACGAGGUGCCUGCAAUGGCGACUCCGGUGGCCCCGUGGUGCACCACUGGCGCAAUGUCAGCUACCUGAUUGGGGUCACCUCGUUCGGCAGUGCGGAAGGUUGCGAGGUGGGGGGGCCCACUGUCUACACCAGGAUAACCGCAUAUUUGCCAUGGAUCCGACAGCAAACGGCAAUGACCAACUAAAUGCAAUUAACGCCUAAUUGCCACCCAUUAAUUGCUAAACAAUAUAGUCGGUGCAGACAAUAAAACCCAUUUCAGCAAUGAAACCAGGAAAAGCAGGUUCAUCUGUCCAGGAGGGGGAAGGUGAAAAUGGUCCAUUUUAUGGGUGGUUGUUUUCUCUUGAAUGGAAAUUGUUGCCGAUAAAUAACAAUAAACAUUUCGGCAUUACCGCAGACCAAGUCAAUUUGGGCAGCUCUCCAUAAAGGCACAAAAGAAAAAUAACAAAAAUAACGAAAAUAGCAUUCCCAUGGAAAUUGCUGAUGAAUUCGCCACCGAAAUUGAAA
This is a messenger RNA of Drosophila yakuba, 2206 nucleotides long. Its product is annotated as brachyurin. Gene Ontology annotation, molecular function: serine-type endopeptidase activity. Lineage: Eukaryota; Metazoa; Arthropoda; Insecta; Diptera; Drosophilidae. Gene Ontology annotation, biological process: proteolysis. The record is from RefSeq and is a predicted model, not a curated record. The transcript is spliced from 2 exons. The coding region runs from base 870 to 1886 and encodes 338 amino acids.